AUGCGUUUGAAGCAAUAUCCAUUUCUCACAAAACAUGAAUUUGAAUUGGCAGCUAAAGCAUUUCUAAAACAAUCAACUAGAUCAAGUGAGGUUUGGAUGUGGAAAUUAAAAAAUUAUGGAUACUUGUCAUUGAAAACUUUGAUCAAAAAUGGAACAGCUUUAACAAUGUCUGAAAUUUAUAUAAAUCUUGUGGAAUCAUCAUUUAGAGUCAAUGAUCUUCAAAAUUCUGGACUUCGUGGAGGAUUAUCUCAACAAGAUCAUCCAAUACUUAUGAUUCCAUUCUAUUAUUUACAUCCAUGUAAAAGGAUGAUUAUGCCUAGUUUAGAAGGAUAUAUUAGAAGUUGGUUAAGCUUUGUUGGUCCAGUUGUUGGUAUCAAUGUUAGCAUGGAUAAUUUCUUACCAGAAGAACAAGAAAAUAAUUAG
Entrophospora candida is the source of this 423-nucleotide messenger RNA. The record is from the annotation of a GenBank genome assembly. Lineage: Eukaryota; Fungi; Glomeromycota; Glomeromycetes; Entrophosporales; Entrophosporaceae.